Molecule: messenger RNA, 1408 nt
Organism: Otolemur garnettii (small-eared galago)
Lineage: Eukaryota; Metazoa; Chordata; Mammalia; Primates; Galagidae
Gene: IL3RA
Product: interleukin 3 receptor subunit alpha
Exons: 12
Coding region: 144-1283 (379 amino acids)
Biological process (GO): cytokine-mediated signaling pathway
Cellular component (GO): external side of plasma membrane; membrane
Molecular function (GO): cytokine receptor activity; protein binding
Source: RefSeq, a predicted model, not a curated record
ACACUUCCCGCAGCCCAUACGGGAAAGCAGCUGAGGGCCGGGUCACCCCUGGCCGGGACUGAAGCCAGGCAGCUCCUUCUCCCACGCUGGGCUUCUGUCUCCGUUCAAGCACACGCUUGGUUCCCGUGGGAGCUGCAUCCGCCAUGGUCCUCCUGUGGCUCACAAUGCUUCUGACCUGGGCCUCCUGCCUGCCACAGACCAUCCAGGAUCCCAACUCACCCAUCAAGAACUUAAGGGUGGACCCAGAAAGCGAACGGUUGACCUGGGACCUUAAUGGAAAUGUGUCCAAAAUUGAGUGUAUCAAAGACUCGAUACAGCACAUAGAGGCAAUGAGAAAUAUGUAUUGCCAUAUUGAUGGCCUUUCCCUCUGCACCGUCUCAAACUACACUGUCAGGGCGUCCGAGCCACCCUUCUCCACGUGGAUUCUGUUCCCUGAGCCAGACGGAAAGCCUGAGGCAGCUGCUGAGAACCUGAGCUGCCUCAUUCAUGACGUGGAUUUCAUUACCUGCAAUUGGACGGUGGGCCAGGGGGCCCCGAGUGAUGUCCAGUACCACCUCUACUCGACAGAUGUGGACACCCGCGAGCAGCGUGAGUGUCUGCAUUACAGAGCAGAUGCCCGGGGGACGCACAUCAGCUGCCGUUUUGAUAACAUCUCUAAAAAGUUCAAAUAUUUUCAUAAUUAUGUGAUCGUGGUGAAUGGGAGCAGUAAAGAUGCCAGGAUCCCCUGCACCGAUAUUACCAUCUCAGAUCUAUCAAGAAUUGAGAAAUUAAGUAUGCCGCAAAUGACCACAAAGUGUAAUAAAACACACUCUCUCAUGACGUGGAAAAUGAGGAGCCAUUUCAAUACAAGAUUCAUCUAUGAACUUCAGAUACAACAGGGCACAGAACCUGCUAUCCUGGAAACAGUCAAACACGGAACCUCCUUCCUGCUCCCCAAUCCUGGACGGUACACGGUGAAGAUAAGAGCCCAGGAAGUGUAUGACAACCUCCUGAGUGAAUGGAGUGCCCCCCAACACUUUGUGUGUGACCCGGAGGAGCCGCCACAGGCUCGCACCUGGCGAGUGUCUCUGCUGAUCGCGCUGGGGGCGCUGCUGGCGCUGCUGCUGGCGCUGGUGCUCUGUAGAAGGUACUCGGUGGCGCAGAAAAUCUUCCCACCCAUCCCUCGCAUGAAGGACCCCAUCAGCGACCACUUCCCCAACGACAAGCUGAUGGCCUGGGAGGCCGGCACAGCCGAACCAGAGGACUGCACGGUGACCGAGGUGCGGCUCGUGAAGGAAACGUAACCCGUGCGGAGUCCUGCACCGCUGGGUGCCAGGCGGAACCGACAUUUGUGUGUGGGCUCGCGGGGGCGGGACAGAGAGAUCCUUGGUGGGUGUUGUCAUUUCUCCAAUAAAGUGCUUUUUACCCA